Molecule: messenger RNA, 2617 nt
Organism: Eleginops maclovinus (Patagonian blennie)
Lineage: Eukaryota; Metazoa; Chordata; Actinopteri; Perciformes; Eleginopidae
Gene: gnav1
Product: guanine nucleotide binding protein (G protein) alpha v1
Exons: 9
Coding region: 418-1503 (361 amino acids)
Biological process (GO): adenylate cyclase-modulating G protein-coupled receptor signaling pathway; Rho protein signal transduction
Cellular component (GO): heterotrimeric G-protein complex
Molecular function (GO): G-protein beta/gamma-subunit complex binding; G protein-coupled receptor binding; GTPase activity
Source: RefSeq, a predicted model, not a curated record
UUCCCAGGGAAGUCCGAAAAGUUUUCCAUCUGUGCGGAGGGCUGCAGCGGGAGGAGGCGCUCUGAUCUGGGGUCUCUGCCAAGGCGGUAGGGCAGAUUUGAAGUGCACUGGUGCACGGUGACAUAACUCAGCGGUGUUUUCACGGCUCGGGACUGAAAAAAGUCCCAUACAGUACAAUCUCCCACUGACACGGAACCUGGAGCGACGCGGACAGUUUGAGCCCCAACACUAGUUUCGAGUUUUGAGGAUGUUUCGAAGAUGGCCUGAACUUUUCUUCCUUCCAAGAGUUAACAGCCACCCUGCAGUUUGCUCGGAGCAUGCAGCCUGUAGAAACAAAUUCCGGUAGGUCGGUUCACAGUCUGGAAUCCCUGCUUUUGUUUUUCCUCUCAGGCUGGGGGAGGAGAUGAGUUUCUCAGGAUGGGACUGUGCCUCGGUACCGAAGUCACAGAGGAGCAGAAGAAAGCGAGGAUAAACAGUGCCAAGAUAGACAGAGAGCUGUACGAGGGCGCCAAGCGGGAGAUGAAUGUGGUUAAAAUCCUGCUACUAGGUGCAGCAGAAAGCGGUAAAAGCACUUUGGUGAAACAGAUGAAGAUCAUCCACAGUAAUGGAUUCACCAAGCAGGAGCUCACCAGCUUCAAGCCUGCUGUACUGGAUAACCUCCUGACCUCCAUGAAGUUUGUCCUCCAUGGUAUGGGUGUCCUGCGGAUCAACCUGGCUAACAGCAGGAACAAGGUCCACGCCCAUUCUGUCCUGUCAUGUGGGCGGUGCUUUGACGAAGAACAGGUGCUGUUUCCUUUCCUCAGCCACGCCCUGUCCUGUCUGCUGGCUGACCAGGGGGUGAGGACGGCAUCGGCCCGGGGAUACGAGUACGAGCUCAAUGACUCGGCGCUGUAUUUCUUUGAGAACCUGACCCGCAUCACGUCUCCAGAUUACGUGCCCACAGAGACGGACGUUCUGCGAGUACGACUGAGGACAACAGGCGUGAUAGAGACCCAGUUCAAAGUCAACCAUCUCAUUUUCAGGAUGUACGACGUUGGAGGCCAGAGAACUGAGCGGAGGAAGUGGAUCGGUUGUUUCGAGGACGUCAGGGCGGUGCUGUUCGUGGUGUCACUCAGCGGUUACGACAUGACCCUGGUGGAAGACCCCUCUGUGAAUCGUCUUCAGGAAAGCUUGAAACUCUUCUCCUCCAUCUGCAACAACUUUUUCUUCCGCAGCACAUCCAUGAUUUUAUUCAUGAACAAGAUAGACCUCUUUCAAGACAAGAUCUUACACUCCGGGCGACACCUGCGGCUCUACCUGCCACAGUUUAAAGGUGCCGACUGUGAUGUUGAUUCUGCCGCCCGCUUCAUCGCAGCCACCUUCGUCUCUCUCAACGCUACUCCCAGCAAACUCAUCUACCACCAUUUCACCACGGCCACCGACACCUCCAACAUUGAGGUGGUCUUCCAGGUGGUCAUGGACAUGAUCAUCAAAGAGAACCUGGAGGCCGUGUCGCUACUGUAGUCUCCUUAUGGAGGUCUUAUUUUAAAAAGUCUGCUCCGAGUUUCUGUCUUCUCUCUCAAGAUGCAUCCUCGGAACUCUCACGGUCUUUGAUUUUGUUGCAUUUAAUCCUAUGGGAUGAUCCAGGUAGCUUAGAAAAGCUAUUUUCUAAAGGAGAAACACCACUUGCCUUUUUGAGUUGACUUUAAAAACUCUUGAGGUUAGUGACGGACAUUUCUAAAUCUGUACUGUACUUAAACCAGACUGAAUUGUGAAGUCACUUUUCAAAGGACUUGAUAUACACACAUGCCAUUUGUUUGCCCAUCACAUCCUGUUUUGUGUGUGGGUGGUACACAGAGGAGGCGAGGAUUUACUGUUUGUCCGUUACUUCCUCUGUGCCGCGUUCACUCGUGCAUACCACAGGGUGUUUUCCGCUCAUCCAUCACUGUGUCUGUGCACAUCCUGUGCGUCACACCCUCCUAAUGAAGCAUUGAUCACUGUAAAAGCACACCAGUUUGUGUUUACUCAUCCUGAGCUGCAAUUGACACUUCUUUUAUUGUCAUCUCUGCUUUUACUUGUUCCCCUGAAUCUAACCAGUCAGCCAAGCUGCUGAUAUUUAAUGUUAGAAAUGGGAAAAGUGCAUGAGUAAAGAGACAUCCCUGAACUGCCUCCCGAAUGUUUCAUUUCCUAUUUUUUGCCUCUGAUGAUUAUUGCUCCAGCAUCUGACAAACACACAUGCUCAUAAAACCUGAUUUGUAAAACAGGAUGAUGCUUCGUCUAUGUGAUUUGUGUGGCAUUAACUCUACUGGGGUCUGACAGUGUAGAGGGCUCCCCUGAGCUACAGACUAUCACAAGAGCUCCAGCAAUAAACAAGAUAUGGUAAUGACUGAUACCUUCUGAUAUGCACACAGAAGAUGAAAAACAACUGGAAAACAGCCCUAAGUGCCUCAUAAAGAAGUGUUUUCUUCUGUUGUGUAACUUAAUUGCUUAACAUGUAUGAAAUGUUUAUCUUUUUCCCACUUUCAGAGUAUCUUUUACUGUUUAAGUCUCAUACGCCAUGUGAUAAUCAGACUUACUUAUGGUCUGUACUGUGUAUUGCACUGUUACUGCGAUUAAAUGUGAUUUGCCGACGACCUUA